This is a messenger RNA of Cataglyphis hispanica, 678 nucleotides long. It is a transcript of the gene Fdx1, whose product is annotated as adrenodoxin-like protein 1, mitochondrial. The transcript is spliced from 4 exons. The coding region runs from base 40 to 549 and encodes 169 amino acids. Gene Ontology annotation, biological process: positive regulation of oxidoreductase activity; P450-containing electron transport chain. NCBI's taxonomy places the organism in Eukaryota, Metazoa, Arthropoda, Insecta, Hymenoptera, Formicidae. Gene Ontology annotation, cellular component: mitochondrion. The record is from RefSeq and is a predicted model, not a curated record. Gene Ontology annotation, molecular function: 2 iron, 2 sulfur cluster binding.
UGAAUAUUUAAGAUUAUGAAAUAUUGAAACAUAUUAAAUAUGACAUUUAUAUUACGAUCAUUGUCGUUCUACCUGAAACAAAGACAGAAUACAUCUAUAAACCAUUUGGUUAGGAUAUCUAACCACGAAAUUCAUACGUCUAAAUGUAUGUUUCACGGUGAAUAUGAAAUGCAAGAACCUAAAACAGAGGCUGAUAUAGUUAAUGUCACUUUUAUCGACAAAAAUGGCAAAAGAAUUAUAAUAAAAGGAAAAGUAGGAGAUAAUGUACUUUAUUUGGCUCAUAGAUAUGGGAUUGAAAUGGAAGGAGCAUGCGAGGCUUCCUUAGCAUGUACAACUUGUCAUGUAUAUGUGCGCCAUGAUUAUAUGGAUAAACUUCCAAUUGCUGAGGAGAAAGAAGAAGAUCUCUUAGAUUUAGCACCUUUUCUAAAGGAAAAUUCUAGGCUGGGUUGUCAAAUAAUUUUGACAAAAGAAUUGGAUGGCAUAGAGCUAGAAUUACCUAAGGCGACUAGAAAUUUCUAUGUGGAUGGACAUACCCCAACUCUGCAUUAAAAAGCUAUCUAUUAAUUCCUUUUUUUCAUCUGACUAAGUCAAGCAUGUAAAUAUUAUAUUUGUACAUGGGUAUGUAUCUCAUAAUAAAUAGCAUAUUAAUUGUGGAAAUUAAUAUGUAAUUUCUCCUCA